ACCAUUUUCGGGGUACAUGUUACACGGAUCGUUUUGCAUUAUCAUUUGUAACAAAAUUCUAGAGCUCAUUUUGUUUGUUGACACGACCUCGUUUGCACGCCCAAAACAAGAUGGAUUGUGGGAUUUGUUGCACAAAAAACGACGACGUGAUGUUUACACGGAUCGAUUUUUUCUAAUUCGUCAUUUUUUGUUGAAAGAUUUUGAUCCUGAUUCAAAAUCCUAAAUCAUGUUGCGAAACAAAAUGUUGCGUAAAAAAACGAGGGGGAAGACCAUGUUACACGGCAUUCAUUUUUUCGUGCAGUAUGUAGCGCGAAAAAACGAUGUUGCAAUAAAACGACGAGUACAAGUUUCUUCACGCACGCUCGGUCUCCCUGUGUAACAUUUUCCAUAUGUCCUAUUCUUUCUCUACUUUGAUAAUUCAAGAUGGCGCCAAAACCAAGUGUUUUCGAAGUUUUUGAAACAGAGUCAAAAGGCCGUGGUUUACGAGCGGCAAAACCCCUCAAGUCCGGGGAUACUAUCCUGAGCGAACAACCUGUAGUGUACAUGCUCUCUAAUAUGCUUCGUGGGCAAAGAUGUGACUUUUGCUUGGAAAAACUCUCCGACCUUCAGCGCUGUUCCCGGUGCAAGUUCGCUCGGUAUUGUGGCGCGUCUUGUCAGCGCGCUGCCUGGAGAAUCCACAAAAGCGAAUGCGAAAGACUCAAGCGAGUAUUUCCCCGUGUUCCUACGGAUCUGGUGCUUCUCAUGUUCAGGGUUUGGCAGUUGAAGAGCCAAAAUGGCUGGUACGAUUCGCUGGUGUCGAAUGUGGAAAAAAUCGACUCGGACACGAAAGAAGACUUCGUGUCGGUGUUAAUGGUAUUGAAUGAAUAUCUUGGCUCUGAGAUCUCCCCGACCGAGGGCUUGGAGCUUUUUAGUAAGAUUUCCUGCAACAGUUUCGCUAUUUGCGACGGCGAGAUGCAAGCUAUUGGUACUGGUAUCUUCCCGAAUGCUGUCUGCCUGAAUCAUUCAUGUGCCCCUAACUCUGUUGCUGUCUUUAAUGGGACCAACAUCUAUAUAAAGGCUUUAGAAGAGAUACCUGUUGGAGAAGAGCUCACGAUAAGCUACAUCCAGCAGCUCCACCCAAGGGAAACACGGCAAGAGGAGUUGGAGACUCAGUUCUGCUUCUAUUGUCAGUGCCAUAGAUGUCUUGAUGCUAGUGAUAACAACAAGAUGUUGACUUCAUUGAUUUGUCCAAACAUAAGCUGUGAGGCAAUAGUUUACCAAAAUUGGAGAUGCACCAAGUGCGACACAUUUGUAGAUGCCAACUAUUUUACUUCAUGUCAAAACCAGCUUCAAGACGCCGUUCUAAAAGUGAGAGACUUGGAGAACCAAGCAAAUCCGAAUAACACUGAAAUAGUUCACACUUGUAACAGUGCCCUUAGUGGAGGACAUGGAAGCCUUUAUCACCAUCUCAGCAUUGAACUCUGUUAUAAAGCUUUUGAUGCAUGUGUAAUGGAACAAGAUUGGACAAAGGCACUGGAAUAUGCCACAAGGAACCUAGAGGUUUACACAUGGUUCUAUCCCAAGUACCAUCCAUGCCUUGGAGUACAUCUGUACAAGAUUGGCAAGCUUCUAGCUGUGACACACCAAGACCUGGAGCUUGCUGUCAAGAGGUUGGAACAGGCCAGGAAAAUCCUUGAAGUUACUCAUGGACAAUCUCAUCCAUUAGUCCAAGAACUGUGUGAAUAUCUGUGCCAAGCUUCUGAGGAGUUAAGACAAGGAAGAAUUUGAUUCUUGGAAUUUAACUCUUGGAAUUUAACUCUUCAAGAUAAUAAUGGUAGAGAUAGUUUAUUUAAAUUAAUCAACAGAGGAAAUCUUGCCAAAAAAAGUUAUUACCACAAAAUGUUUUUAUUUAUGGAUUUAUAUCAUUCAAGUCAAAUAAAAUCAAGAUGUCUUAGAGUAGUGUUUUAAGGAUGAAUUUCUGCAUGUUGUUCCUGUAUUUUUGUGUAAUGAUCUUUUAAGAGCAUGGAUAAGAAAAAUGUCAACUAGGUAACUAUAUUUGACAAGCCCUGCACUAUCAAUAAACAGAUAAAUGUGUUGUCUAUCUGAAACAAAUACACACUUGUACAGCUCUCUAGUUUAUUUUGUAAUAAUAAGCUUUUUACCAAAAGUAGAUCCUACUUCAUACAGUGAGAUGUGUUCUAGUGAUUUAAUCGAUAUCUUUUAUGUGUUAAAUUAAGUGCACCUACAUAAUUAUAAUCCAUUGAUAAUAGCUCUAUGUAUUCGUACAUACAAUGUACACAAUUAUUUCCUUAGUGGAAUCUUAUCAGCAAAAGGAAUAAAUAUACUGUGGCAAAAUGAA
Nematostella vectensis (starlet sea anemone) is the source of this 2338-nucleotide messenger RNA. Its product is annotated as histone-lysine N-methyltransferase SMYD3. Lineage: Eukaryota; Metazoa; Cnidaria; Anthozoa; Actiniaria; Edwardsiidae. Gene Ontology annotation, cellular component: nucleus. Gene Ontology annotation, molecular function: protein binding; histone methyltransferase activity. The record is from RefSeq and is a predicted model, not a curated record. The transcript has 4 exons. Bases 424 to 1767 code for a protein of 447 amino acids.